AUGCCUCGUUACGAAGAAGGAAUGGAUGUUCGCUACAAGCCUGUUGGAGGCCCCGACUCCCAGACUUCUGUGAGCACAGGCACUGUUAUGUCCAUUGCGACUGAGCCGACACAGCAAGCCGGCCGCAAUGUCUCUGCCAGUGAUGCAGACCCUAGAUACGAGAUUCGAAACUCGAAUACCGGCAAAACGACAACUGUGUAUGAGAAGAAUAUCCUCGGGGAGGCUUAA
Uncinocarpus reesii 1704 is the source of this 228-nucleotide messenger RNA. RefSeq lists its product as uncharacterized. Bases 1 to 228 code for a protein of 75 amino acids. The transcript is spliced from 3 exons. The record is from RefSeq and is a predicted model, not a curated record. NCBI's taxonomy places the organism in Eukaryota, Fungi, Ascomycota, Eurotiomycetes, Onygenales, Onygenaceae.